AUGUCUUUUUCGACACUUCCCACUCGCAAAGCUCAGUCCACAUCUUCAGGGCUAGGCCACCACUUUGUGAGCCCGAGGAAGGCUCGAGACAAACGAAAAACACAAACAUUGGUCAAUAUACCGGGCGUGGAGGCAAAGCGUCGCCGACUUCUAGCUGAAAUGCAGCAACUUAUGCAGCCUCAACGUGAAGAAUCAGGCUCGCAGGUAUUGUCUGCUGACCCUGCUGCAGCUCGAAACGAUACCGCUCAACACAUGGGUCCGAGUCUUGGUGAUGCCGACCCACUGCACUCUGAAAACGUGGAAAUGUUCGAAGAUCCAAGUCUCGAUUCCCUGGCAAUCGACACACCAGUCAAACGACGAAUCGUGCCCGAUAAAUCGACUAAUUCGUUGUAUUGUUCCUGGACUGCACUUGUCCCAACCCUCGUCAACCCUCUACUUCGCUAUUUUGGACGAACACAGGCAAAAACGCUCGAAAACAUCCACCCAGUCAUUUCUGCAUGUGCGAUACCAUCAUGUUCACCCAAACGGACCACAUUGGUAUGUUUAUUUUUCGACCGAUUUGAAUCUGUAGAUGUACUAAGUUGCACAUGCUCCAGUCUCGCGCAGGUACUGGUCUACCACGGGCUAUUCCCAACUUCUCCUUCACAGCCUCGGAUGGCUGUGUCUGUUGACUUGCUUUCAUUCUACCGCGCGUUGUUUGAGCGGUCGUGUGAUGCGAUUAACGCUCUUGCAUCAGCAUUAAAGACUCAUUAUUCUCGACGGGGAUUCCAGAUGACAGACGCACAGGGCGGACUUAUCCAGGACCCGUUUCGUCGAGGUCUCGGCUAUGCUGUCCAAUGGUUUGACAUACUGCAAGUCCAAGUCGAACAACAACUCGAGACCCUUCUCCAACAAAGCCGGGAGCGUAUUAUCACCAUGCAAGCAUCCUCUGAUGUCCCUGAAACGCAUUCGCCUACCUUACAUCCAGGUCGAUGUGCGCCCAUUCUGGUUCAAAUAUGCCCCGCUUGUUUCGGGGGCAGAUGCUAUGGUAGACCCACAGACGAAGGAGGCGAUAUCCAUGUCGCAAUGGAUGGGAAUUUCCAUCACCGUCAUCGACGCACUGCUGGCGACUGUCCAGCCUUCUACGACCCUACAUACUUUAUCCCGAAAACCUUUGUUGAUGAUAUCGGCCGCCGAAUAGUCGCCCUACAUAAGCAACCUCCAAGGACAUAUGCUUCCCUCAUCCCUGACGAGGCCGUAGACCAAUGUGAAAAUGCUUACGAGGCUGCUGAUGGCAAGAAGCAGAAAGCUGCAAUGGAUAAUUUUGAUGACACAGGGAUUAUGGCAUUAAUUUGUCGCCAUGAUAUUCCGUUGUUUUUCGCCAACAUCGAUUCCCCUGGAGAACAACAGAAGUAUUCGGUAGCCCUCCUCCAGCACUUAUUUUCACUACUCCCACACCAGGCAACGGUUGUUGGUUUGUAUGAUGUUGGUUGUGUUCUCGCGCGAUCACUCGCAAAGUACAAUAUUCUUCCCGAAAGCAUUACCACACGACUACGUUUUGCGACAACUGCCAUGCAUGCCUACGGGCAUGAGUGGGCAUGUCAACUCGUCUAUAACCCAAGAAUGUCCGUUGGACUUGGCCUAUCCGACGGGGAAGGGACUGAGCGUCUCUGGUCCCGCUUUGUUCGCCUGAUUGGAAUUGAAAGGACUUCUUCCCGGCAACGUCGCCUGUGGCUUAUUGAUAGACAAGCCACAGCUAUAGGCUCCGAAAUGCGAGCCGAUCUUGGGAAUUGGCUCAAACGUUGCCUCAGACGUGGCAUCAAAGAGCAAGGGUCGGUAGCGCAAGAUAUGCUAGACCAUUGCAAAAUCCCCAUCGACGAACUACGGUCUCAGUGGUCCCAGCAACGGCGUUCGCAGCUAUCUAUACGUGCUCAUGCUCCGGCUCGCCUCAAGAAAGAGCUGGACACCGUAAUAGCCCUCCAGACAGACCUCGAUGCGUCGGAUAGAGCACUGCAGAACACCAGAGCGAUGCUGGUGAGAGAAUCGGCAUCUGACGACACACUAGAAGCUCUGCGGAGCUUGGAGAGAGGACAUGGUCGCCUAAUAGAAAAGGUUGAGACUCUGUACUCAUCUCUCAAUGUUCAUGACAGGUUCCCUGAACUUCAAGGGGUCAACCUUGAUUUCGUUCGUACUCUUCUAAUGGCGCGGGACCUCAAGAUGAACGUUCGCAAAUGUGCUAUUGCAAGCUUUUUCGAAUGGGAUAAGCUCGACCGCGCUGUUGGAGGUGCUCAACAGGCUUUGGGCACCAAGCUACAUCAACAUACACGCAAAGCCAUAUCAAAGCGGCAACCGGUCCUUAUGACCGCCAUUCGAAAAUUCAACUUAUACUGCGAGCGUUUAGAUUCCCUGUACGACCCGAGUUGGGGGAUUCCCCUGCCCGCCCCUCUUCCAACCAAACUUACGGAACUACGUAACGACCCAAGAUUAAUGGAAGAUGUAUGGAUUACACCAUCAGUAGGAGAAGUUCCCCGAUGGUUGGAGGACCCACACAUCAGGGAUGGUAUACGUGCACUCUUAAAGCGAGAUCGAUGUGAAGAAGAGCAGAUCCGCCUCAGCAUUGAGGCUGAUAAUCUUUGUCGUUUCUUCGGUGAACCGUUUGCUGUUCCAUUAUGGCGACGGCAUGCUAAUUUCAUCCAACUUCAAUCUCGAUGGUCCAACUCUUUGGCUUCUCCCGCAUGCUUUGUCAGCCAAGUGAACAAAGCACUGGAUGUUGCUACUACCCUCUCUGGAGCCUCGCACAGCACAAUACUUCUUUCCAUCAACAUUGGCACACUUGCAGCGCCAGAUCCUGAGGUUGAAGAUGAAUUUCCCCUCGUUGAUCCUGACCAUUCCCCGCCCAUUGAUUCCGAACAAGCAGCGCUUGUUGAUGUUCUGGAGGGUCAGGUGGGCAUACUGGAGUCGGAUGACGACAAUGACUCAACAGAUUACGGACGUGAAGCUAAUGCCAUUAUUUGUUGGGAUCUUCCCGAGAAUCUUCUUGCAGAUGACUUUAAAGUUCCGUUGCACGUACCAACGCGUGAGCCCGACAUUCUCAUACCUGGGAAAAUUGUCGCCCGAGUGCGCCCUAGCUCGCACGACGGUAUCCCUUGUCAGAUAUUUGACCCCAGGGAUAUCGGCUUCCUUAGUUCUCCCACAGCAUGCCUGAAUGAUGUAUGCAUUAACAGCUGCGCUAUACUUCUCUGGCACUCUCAGCUCAGGACAUCGGGUGCACAAUGUGCAAUCCUCUCGACCCACAAUCUUCCCCGUAUUCGUUACAAUGCGCCAGACGAUGUCAUCUGGCGCAAUUCAUCGUGGGUUCAUUAUUGGGAAAAGGACAUCUGGGUGCUUCCCAUUCAUCGUCCAUCGGGCAUUGGGCACUGGGUCCUAUGUGUCAUCCGCCUAUCAAACAAAGAACUUCAUAUUUUUGAUAGCCUAGGUAAUAGGCAGCCUUGGCAAAACGACGUUAAAGAUAUAAUGAGACUAAUUGCUCGAUUCCUUGCUAUCGCGUGCCAACACCAACAUCGUGUUAAUAUUGACCUUGAAGGGUGGAUUGCUCGACCGUUGAACGUCCAAUGCCUUCAGAAUAAUAAUUUUGACUGUGGUGUAUGGGUUUUAGCGACGAUUUUCGCCGUUGUACGCGGUAAACAUAUUACGGGACUACCUGAGCAGGACAUGGACAAUCUGCGACACUAUCUCCGGGCCAUGGUUCUUGCGUUACCACUUUACAGGUCUGAUUCAAAGUAG
Suillus clintonianus is the source of this 3762-nucleotide messenger RNA. RefSeq lists its product as uncharacterized. NCBI's taxonomy places the organism in Eukaryota, Fungi, Basidiomycota, Agaricomycetes, Boletales, Suillaceae. Gene Ontology annotation, biological process: proteolysis. The coding region runs from base 1 to 3762 and encodes 1253 amino acids. The transcript is spliced from 11 exons. The record is from RefSeq and is a predicted model, not a curated record. Gene Ontology annotation, molecular function: cysteine-type peptidase activity.